This is a messenger RNA of Lucilia sericata (common green bottle fly), 5373 nucleotides long. RefSeq names its product band 4.1-like protein 4B. The transcript is spliced from 11 exons. The coding region runs from base 1360 to 4569 and encodes 1069 amino acids. Gene Ontology annotation, cellular component: cytoskeleton. NCBI's taxonomy places the organism in Eukaryota, Metazoa, Arthropoda, Insecta, Diptera, Calliphoridae. The record is from RefSeq and is a predicted model, not a curated record.
UGUCAAACACACAUCCAUUCAGAGUAUUUUUUCUUCUCGGUUUAGAUUCUUUUCGUUUCGUUUAACCUUUUAGUUUUUAUUAAAAUUUAUUUAUUAUUUUUAUGUUAAAAUCAAUAAAAUUACUUGCAACAAGUGCACGAUAUUGUGUUUAAAUGAAAACAAUACGAAUUUAAUGUUUUAUGUGAAAUGUAAACAUAGAAAAAAUGUUUUGAAAAAAGUAAAGUUUCUAAUAUUACCGAUGAUGGUGCUGUGGCUGGUUGGUGGCUGCUCAACUUUUUUUAUUUUAAUCAAUUUAUGUGUGUAAAGAAAAAUCAAGUAAAAAAGCAAAGCCUCCGCCUUCUAGAAACGCGUUUUGUUGUGUCUGUGUUUUUAGUUUAUUUUUUUCGUUGGUCUUAAAAAAAGAAAAAAUAAAUCUGUGUGUUUAUACUUGUUGUUGGCUCUGUGGCUGGAUAGAGUGAGUGGCUGGCUGGCAGACUGACUAGCUGAGUUUUCGUGUGUUUGCUGGCUGACUGACUGUUGUUUUAGUUAGCCAAAAUAGAAGUUUAUAGUAAUUGUGGGUAAAAAUAAUAUUACCACCACUACAACAACAAUAAACUGCUCUAGCUUAGUGUAAGAAAGUGUAAGCUGCCUGUGCUACCUUUAUAUUUUGUGGUUGUUUGGUUACUACCACACUUCUCUUCUUAUUGCUUGCUAGCUGCUGCUGCAGCAGCAUCACACCAAAAAACAGGAUCAAGAUUAGUUUAACCGCAAACGAAAAAAAAAAAUCAAUUUCAAGUUUACACCGCAUACAUCAUCAUCUACGAUCCAUACGAAUAAAAACAAUAACAACAAGAGAACUUUAAUAUCCAUACACCACAUCCACGAAAAGUUGUAAGAAACAACCAACAAAUUGAUAGUAUUUUCUUUUUUUAAAACUAGAGAGAGGUGCCCACUUUUUUCUUGGAGUUUGUAUAUGUAUACUAGCUUCUUUCGUGGUCGCUCGAUAAAGUGCACUACGACAUCAAGCCCACAAACAGCAACAUCAACAAGCAACAGUAAAAGUAUUUGUGUCAGACUUGUUGGCAUAAUAUUUCAACCAUCCAUCCAUCAAUUCAUCUAUCUAAUUUAUCAAAAAAAAGAAAAAAAAAAAACUUCCAACCAAACGUUUGAUCGAUUAAAGCAAUAAAAUAAACUUUUCAACCUUUUAGCUGUUCUACUACUCACUACUACUACGUGCAAACUUGGUUAAUGUCUCUUCAGUUCAAUUUAUAUAUCGUGUUUAUUUCUGUUUGUUUGAGAUCUUCUUCAGCAUUAUUUGUUAAUUAACCGUUCGUCGUCUGUUUCUGUGUGUGCGUGUGUCAUUGUGGAAUAACAAACAAUAUGUUGCGUUUUCUAAGCCGCCGUAAAGCUCGCAACAACUAUGCGGAUAACUCUGCUGGUGCCAGUGGCAGUGGUCAUGAUCGCCCAGAUGCCAGAGGUCCCUCAGUAGCAGGUGGUGGUGCCACUUCAUCUCAUAUAAAACCACAACGUAUACCAGUUAAUAAGAAUAAAAUAGAUUGUCGUGUUAUAUUACUGGAUAAUACAGAUCUAUCCAUUGAAUGUUCGAAAAAAGCAAUGGGCAGUUUUCUAUACGAACAAGUAUUUUAUAAUUUAGAUAUUAUAGAAAAAGAUUAUUUUGGAUUGCAAUUUAUGGAUGCUAAUCAUGUUAAACAUUGGCUAGAUCCCACCAAACCCAUUAAGAAACAAGUUAAAAUUGGUCCACCCUAUACAUUCCGUUUAAAAGUGAAAUUUUAUUCCUCCGAACCGAAUACUCUACGUGAAGAAUUAACACGUUAUUUAUUCUUUUUACAAUUGAAACAUGAUUUACUAGAGGGGCGUUUAGAUUGUCCCGAUGAUAAGGCCACCGAAUUGUGUGCCUUAGCUUUGCAAUCCGAAUUAGGAGAUUAUGAUGAACAUGUUCAUACAGCAGCCACUGUUUCAGAAUUUCGUUUUGUGCCCGAACAAACUGAGGAAUUGGAAAUUGAUAUUUUAGAGGAAUAUAAAACCUGUCGUGGUUUAACACCAGCUCAAGCUGAAACAGCAUUUUUAAAUAAGGCCAAAUGGCUGGAUAUGUAUGGUGUUGAUAUGCAUACUGUUUUGGGCAAAGAUGGCUGCGAAUACCAUUUGGGUUUGACCCCCACUGGCAUUUUAGUGUUUGAGCGUGAUCAAAAAAUAGGUCUCUUCUUUUGGCCCAAGAUUAGCAAAUUGGAUUUUAAAAAGAAAAAAUUAACACUUAUUGUUAUCGAAGACGAUGAUGAGGGUCGUGAACAAGAACAUACAUUUGUUUUUCGCCUGUACAAUGAAAAGGCCUGCAAACAUUUAUGGAAAUGUGCUGUAGAACAUCAUACCUUCUUCCGUUUAAGAGCUCCCGUUAAAGGUCCCUCAGCUAGACAAAACUUCUUUCGCAUGGGUUCACGUUUUCGCUAUUCUGGACGUACAGAAUUCCAGGCCACCGUACAAAGUCGUGCUCGACGUACCGUGCAAUUUGAACGUAGACCUUCACAGCGAUUCGCCAGUCGUCAAUCCCACUUAUUGCGUGAAAGACAAAAAGCUUCACAAGAGAAUGCUGCCUCUGCUUUGGCUUCAGUUAAUGCUAGAGCUGCAGCUGCCGCAGCAGCAGCGUCCACUUCGCCUCAAACUACUGAAAAUUUAAAUAGUACAGUAGAUUCGAUAUUAUCAACAGCUACUGUAGAUAAUCAGCCAACAAUGAAUACCAUAACACCAUCACCCUCUAUACAGACGGUCAUACACAAUACGUCUGUGGCCUAUGAUGAUGCCAUAUGUGGUAGUUCGGUACAUUCAGGUUCACAACAAAAUGCAUGCGCUUCAUUAGGCCGUAAUUCGAUAAGAUCGAAUUCGAGUACUGAUGAUCCGGCUUAUAGUAAAAUUGGUUCAUUUGGUAAAGCUGGUCUAACUGUGAAAUUGGAUACUGAAUGUGCUGGUGCUAGUAGUAUUGCUCCUUAUUCACCUAAUAAUACUAAGAAUUUUGAAGAGACCAAUCCCUUCCGCAACAAUACUUCGCAUAACAAUUCAUUUGGCAAAGCUUCUAUACAUUCAGGACUUAGCAUUAAAAGUGGCUUGUCGGAUAAAGAUAAAGAGCUAGAUUCAUUACUAAAGUCCAUAGUUAAAGACCCAUCCCCAUCUGUUUUAGCCACUGAGGCCAUUAAUGAUGCUAACAGUAUAAGGGUUACUAUUAAUAAAACCUUUGAUAUGGAUCAUAAUACUGAGACUCUGAAACGUUUAUCGAAUUCCGAAAAACCUAAUAAUCAAGUGAAACUGGCUAAUGUGGGUGCGGCUGCUUUACCACCGGGUCAUAUUAAGUGUAACAUUUUAAAAGCACGGGUCGAGGAGGAGCUGGGAGCUAACACGAAUGCCAAGUUAACGAAUCAAAUGUUUGUGCCGGCAGCAACUUCAGUUAAUAGCACUAACAAUAAUAACAAUAUAACAACAACGAACAAUCUACAAAAUACAACAACUAUACACCAUAGUGACGGGCCAGACUCACUCAAUGCCACCUACAUUUCAGUUGGUGGUGAUAAAUUGACUUUGAGCAUAACUGAGCAGAAACCCACCACGGCUGCCCAUCAAAAUUCCGGUAAUAUAUUUGGUUUUACUAAUAAUAACAAUAAUAGCACUGCCAACAGCAAUACUUCGACACCAACAUCUCCAUUUGCUAAUGCAACUUUUAUAUCAGAAUUUGAAACCAAUACACCAUCAACACCCACCCAUCACAGCAAUUAUCAUCUUCAACAUCAUCAUCAAUCUCCACCAAAUUCUUUAACCAUUAUGAAUACCAAUACCACCAUACCAAUGUCCACCUAUUCAAAUCAUAAUAACAAUAACAAUAUAAGCCACGCCUCCACCUCCGCCUCCUCUUGCUCUCCUAAAAUCUCCAGCACCACCACAAAUAAUAAUACAACACCAUCCACAUCUGCAAAUACCACAAAAACUACUCUUAUAAACUCAACUACAAUACAAUCAAAUUUGAAUUCUUCUUCAACAAUGUCCAACACGUCCACGUCCUCUCUAUCGCCGAAUUGUAAUAAAACUGAUGCAACCACCUCUACUCCUAAACCCACCACUCCAACUUUAACCUCCACAACAGCAGAAAUGUUAAUAAAUGAAAUUUUCAUUAACAAUAUUAUCAAUAAUAAUGUAAAAGCCAGUACGGAAAAGCAUACAAAUGGCAGUAACGAAGUUGAUUCAUCGACCACAUCUUCUGCUGCGACACAUCAAAUGUCACAAACACCCUCGGUGGGUACUUUACUGUUUUCCACGUUGAGUGAACAGGAACGUCAGCAAAAGCAACGUGAUGCCAUUAAGCAACAACAGUCUUGUAAUGAUAUUAUUGAAAGUAUACACGAUAAAAAGCCGCUAACACACAAACAACAUAAUAAUCAUUAUCAUCAGCAGCAACAACAUCAUCAUGUUAUUACAACACAAAAUGAUGCAAUGGUAUCACCCUGGCUGGUAUCAGCGGAAGUUGUAUCGGCGCCCAAAGGUAAGGAACCGACGAUUAUACGAAAAUCUGUUAUAACAACACAGUUGUAAACAGAAUUUAAUUAUGUUGUAGUUUUUUUUAAUAAUAAUUAAUUAGAUAUUAGUUAUAUUAUCUAUUUGUUUAACUGAAAUAUUUUAAAUUUAAUUAAAACUUCAUCUACUUAUUUAUUCAUUUAACUUAAAAUGAUCUUGAAAUUUAAAAUUAUUAUGUACUUGAUUUCUACAAUAUAAAAAUAUUUAUGUUAUAAAUUUUAUUUAAAUAUACUUUUUAAAGUAUAUAAAACAAUUUAAGAAAGAAGACAAUGAAAGAAUGCAACGCAACUUUAAAAAAGUUAUAUUAUUUAUUUAAUAAGUGCCUUGAAAAUAUGUAUAACAAUAUGACAUAUAAAAGAAAACUUAAUGCAGCUAUUUUAAAUUGUUAUAACUUUAAACUUAAUUUAAGUACUUAAAAUAACUACUUCCUCCACAUUAACAAAAUCCAAAAAGACUUAAAAAACGAAAAAUCCCACAUUUUUUUAAUUAACAAAAAACAAAACAAAUUAUUUUUUAAAAAGAGAACAUAUAACCAACGUUUAAAAAGGCAUUUAUUUGUAUUUAUUAUUACAUUCCUUGUCAUUUAUAAAAUUAUAAUAAUUUUAAUUUAUAAUUUUGUUCGAUUCCUUCCAAUUUAUUAUUUUUCAUAAGUAGUUAAUAAUUUUGAAACAAAUUUAAUUCGUUAAGUACAUUUGUUGUCCAUUUUACUUAUUUCUUCUGUGUGUAACGUUUCUCAAAUUUCUAUUUAAUUAUUAUUAUUAUUAUUUUUUAUUAUACAUUCGAAUGUAUAACAGUUUUAGUAUUAUUUUUUAACGGCAAUUA